This is a messenger RNA of Exophiala dermatitidis NIH/UT8656, 1578 nucleotides long. RefSeq names its product glutathione S-transferase. The transcript is spliced from 2 exons. Bases 495 to 1208 code for a protein of 237 amino acids. The record is from RefSeq and is a predicted model, not a curated record. Lineage: Eukaryota; Fungi; Ascomycota; Eurotiomycetes; Chaetothyriales; Herpotrichiellaceae.
CAAAGAUCCUGACUCUUCAGCCUCUUCUGUACGCCGGAUCUUUGCCCACUGGCACGCCGAGGAUGUCAAACUACCUAGAUAGUUAUCGUCACCACCACACCAUUUCGUUGUAGAGCACGUAAUGGUGAUAAUGGGUCACAGAAAAUGAGACCGGUUCCGAAACCGCAUGUUUUCACGCUGCUCUUGGGUCCACUGACCUGAACGAUAGAGGCCGAGUGCAGGUAUAGGCUAACUGUUGGAGCACACAGCUCAUCACAGGCCCUUGAAGAGAACAGGGCAUUGCCUGAAAUCCUGCUACAACUUUUGCUUGGAAAUCGAAAACGGUUGAGGGGGUUGAACAUUUGCUUAAAGUGUAUUGUAGUUUCAGGCUCCCGGUACCGCCAAGAUGAGUUCGCCUAUGCCGGGGUUGGGUGUAUUCAGGCAAUCUUCGAGCUGUUGUUGAACGAACACUGCGAGUUUGGAAGGAAUUGAUCAGAACUUGCGGAUAACUUACAAUGCAGUCAAACAGCGAACUCGUCCCAACUCUGCAUCAUCUCAAUAAUUCACAGUCGCAACGUAUUCUCUGGCUUCUCGAGGAACUUGAAAUACCAUACAACCUCGUCCUUCACAAACGUGAGGAGUCUGGUCCUAACAAGUCGAGGGCGCCACGGGAAUUGAAAGCAACACAUCCAUUAGGCAGAGCACCUCAGCUGGAGACAGGCGAUUCCCGGACUAUCGUGGAAUCCCUGGUCAUAGCGAGGUACCUGAUCGAGACCUACGACAAGGACGGGAGAUUCAAAGGUGAUGGCGCGGGGGCCGACUGGAUACGCGAUGAUGAACUGUGCAAUCUUGCAUCUGCGACAAUCAGUGUCCCGAUGAACGUGGAAGUCGUCUUCUCCCUUCUCGUCCAAGCUUCACCCUUCUUCAUCCGGCCGUUGGUCUCGGUUAUCCAUAAACAGCUACACAAGGCGUUUACAGGACCUGAGCUCGAUUUGUAUCUACAGUAUCUGAACGAUCAGCUGGGUGAGGCCGACUAUUUCAUGGGAUCCUCGCCAGGCCGUGCCGACUUCAUCAUCUCGUGGCCGGUGGAUGUAUGUGUUCAGAACGGUUUCAUAGACUUUGCAAGAUAUCCCAAGCUAGAGGCCUGGUACAAAAGAUGUCACGAGCGUCCUGCGUGGAAGAGAAGCAUUGAAAAGGGUAACGGCUACUCCCUCAAGUUCAAGAUCUAGGGCUGUCAGUGUCUCAGUGUGUCUGCCUUCACACGGCCUCUUGAUGCGGGUGGGAGGCAAUGCCACAGAUAUCGUUGUCUCUCUACCAUGAGCUGGUUUAGCUGGAGUUUGAGGCCAGAGACAAAGGGCAGUCUGACUCGGUUGUAAUGUGAUUUUUCCAGUCGGAGAAUCACCGAGGCGCAUAUUCAUUACUGGACAACCGUCAGCAUGUACCUACUAUGUAGAUACCCAAAGCAAUUGUUCUGUUCCCGUGGUAAGCAUGACCAUCACGGUCUUGGACAGCCAUAUCGUCAUCUCGUACUCGGAAAGAUACCGGUAGGGACAGUGCGUUGUUCGAGUUGUCAGGUCAGGGCGGAGCAAUCGAUAUCCG